Arthroderma uncinatum is the source of this 1674-nucleotide messenger RNA. RefSeq names its product nucleolar complex protein 4. Gene Ontology annotation, cellular component: Noc4p-Nop14p complex; small-subunit processome; nucleolus. The record is from RefSeq and is a predicted model, not a curated record. Gene Ontology annotation, biological process: ribosome biogenesis. The transcript is spliced from 3 exons. Bases 1 to 1674 code for a protein of 557 amino acids. Lineage: Eukaryota; Fungi; Ascomycota; Eurotiomycetes; Onygenales; Arthrodermataceae.
AUGUCGCCGGCACUUAAUGACGAGCUGAAAAGCUCUAAGAAGCGGAAAAAGAACGAUACGGACUCUACUCGCCGGUCAAUGAAAUGGAGAGCAGUGGAAGAGGAGAGCGGCAGAUCGGAAGCAGAGCAUAUCCAAGAGCUGGAAGAUCAGAUUGCUGAAUCUCGGAAAUAUUAUAAUAAUAUAGUGACUCUACUUGCAAAACUUGACGAUGCGGACUCGGAUAAAGCCAACAGGAAGGCUGUUGCGAUUUCUCUUUGCAGGGUUUUCUGUCGGCUAUUGGCUGGUGGGCAUAUGAAUAUGCCCAAGGACGCAAUGGAGCAAGACUUGAUAUUGGUCGCAUGGUUGAAAGAGAGAUACCAGGAAUACCAGCAAGCCUUACUUACGGUCCUAAAUAACGGAGGGUCAUCGCAACAGCUUGCAACUCUCAGCUUGGCCAUGCAACUGAUAAAAGAACAUACCGCGUACCUACCCGCAUCAGAAUAUCCAGUAUGGAACGGAGGUUUCUUCGACGAUGUACUAGCUGCCGUUAUCAAACCCGGCAAUGAUAAAGUCGGUGCGCAUUUCACCGAGAACUUUUUCCAGAAAUACCAUGAUAUCACAGUCUAUACCGUCUUACGACUUGCAAACUACCUGUCCAAGCAAAGAAACGCAGAAACACUAGAUAAUAUAAUCGAGCUGCUUUCUAACCUUGGCGAGCCCACGGAACUCCAGGAGCGUUUCGAGAACACAUACACAGACACGUCGAAGACAAGUCAAAAGAACAAAGGCCCAUUCACGUCCGAGAACGCAUUUAAAAUCCGCGUGCAGACCACCUGGCUUGCAGUGCUACGGAACGAAAUGACUAAAUCCCAGCGAAAACACCUGCUACGCAUCAUGUCGCAUGUCGUCGUACCUUGGUUCGCAAAGCCAGAACUCCUCAUGGACUUUUUAACAGACUGCUAUGACGAAGGCGGAUCGAUAUCUCUCCUUUCCCUAUCCGGUCUUUUCUACCUGAUACAGGAGAAGAACCUAGAUUAUCCGCAGUUCUACACGAAACUAUACUCCCUUCUUGAUCGGGACAUGUUACAUUCGAAACACCGCUCGCGUUUCUUCCGGUUACUAGAUACCUUUCUAGCAUCUUCCCAUCUGCCCGCCACGAUGGUAGCGAGCUUUAUUAAACGGUUAUCGCGACUAGCGCUCAACGCACCUCCUUCGGCCAUCGUGGUGAUCGUUCCAUGGAUGUAUAACAUGCUCAAAUCACAUCCUACAUGCACGUUUAUGAUACAUCGGGAUCUAAAGAAGCAUAACACAUCGUUAUAUGAGGAGAUAGAGGAGCAGGGUAUGGAUGAUCCGUUUGAUGCCCUUGAGCCAAACCCCACCCUUACGAACGCUAUCGAUAGCAGUCUGUGGGAGAUUGAGACGUUACAGUCUCAUUAUCACCCGAACACCGCGGCGUUGGCUAAGAUAAUAUCUGAACAGUUCACGAAACAGCAAUAUAACGUCGAGGACUUUUUGGAUCUUUCCUAUCAGGCUCUGUUGAGUACGGAGUUGGGCAAGGAGGAGAAGGCGCUGAAGAAGAUUCCUGUGGUGGAGUUUCAGAUUCCGAAGAGGAUAUUCACUGACCGUGGACUGGAAGGGAGAGAGGAGGAUACUGAGCCAGGGUCUUUGGUUCGGAGGUUGUGGGACUUUAAUUAG